Molecule: messenger RNA, 342 nt
Organism: Pistacia vera
Lineage: Eukaryota; Viridiplantae; Streptophyta; Magnoliopsida; Sapindales; Anacardiaceae
Exons: 2
Coding region: 1-342 (113 amino acids)
Source: RefSeq, a predicted model, not a curated record
AUGGCAGUAUCUCUCAAAGCGAUCAGAUAUGUGAAGUCAGCUCUCGGACUUGGUUUAUUCUUUCUUGCUCAUAAUACUUUGUCUUUAUUUGCCUAUAGUGACUCUGAUUGGGGUUCUUGCUUGAUGACAAGGAAGUCUAUCAUUGGCUUCUGUAUUUUUCUUGGCUCUUCUCUGGUUUCUUGGAAAUCCAAGCGCCAAGCUACCAUUUCCAAGUCUUCCUUCGAGGCUGAAUAUAGAGCUAUGACCUCUACUAUAUGUGAGCCUGUUGAUAUUCUUACUAAAGCAUUUGGCAAGACUCUUCAUCAUCACAUGUUGCUCAAGUUGGGUAUGCUGGAUCUUUAG